Hypoxylon fragiforme is the source of this 2338-nucleotide messenger RNA. RefSeq lists its product as uncharacterized. The transcript has 3 exons. The record is from RefSeq and is a predicted model, not a curated record. Lineage: Eukaryota; Fungi; Ascomycota; Sordariomycetes; Xylariales; Hypoxylaceae. Gene Ontology annotation, cellular component: nucleus. Bases 551 to 2218 code for a protein of 555 amino acids. Gene Ontology annotation, molecular function: protein binding.
CGAGGAUCCCUUGAGUGAUCGUUCCAUCCAGAUUUUUUAACCUUGAGUUUACUCCACUCAGGGCACUCAAGGUCGUGCCACCUUCUAGCUUGGCUUGCUUGGGCACACACUUUUGGAGGGGCUCGUCGGACCUGUACAACUUUUUUUUUUUUAAAGGGCAAUGAAGAUUCCUUUAGAUUUGCUUGUUUGAUUUUAGUUCAACUUGCUUAAAGCAUACAUCGCGGCCCCUCUUAGGACAGACCUUGAUCGCAACCGAGAUAUCGGAGACGGGAACUAAACCGAGAACGAGAACGGGUGUCGUUGAUCGGCAAAAUCUUACAGCGUUGCAAAUUUGUCCCCCAAAAAAUCUUGACUCAACCUUCAAAAAUAAACGUCGUACCUUGUGCUCGUCUCGCAUACCCGAAGUAACGACGAUAAUCUGCAGGCAACUAAGCAAUGACGUGCCCCUGAUCAGAAGUGCGGUUUCAACCCCCCACACUGCUGCUCAGUUACUUCAACGGUACCCAUCUCGAUUCCUACCUAUAAAGCACUAAACCGUGCCUUUGGGGCGAUGGACGAGUCCGAAGAGGAGUUCGAUACUCGAAUCGAGUUGCUCCUACGUCAACGCCAAUCGUUGACCGAUGAGUUGCUAGCUAGCCCAUACGACCUCAUCCUUUAUAUAAGGCGCGCAUUGGUCUACGCUGACCUAGCAUAUCCCGACUUGGCAGCUAGCGAUGCUUACCGCGCCCUUUUGUUAACCGACGAGGUUCGUGACGAGAGCUUCGAAUAUCACAACCAAGCCCUCGAAGCGCUGACAUCCUACACCCAUGAUUCAUUCUUGGAAAUCCUAGAGCAUGGCUCCUUAUCCGGCAACCUAUCUCGUCUACCCAUAUCAGACGGCGGUGUAAAGGACAUAGCCGCAUUUGCUACUCUCGCAUCUAUCCGUUGUUAUCAAAUAUUGGCCUUGAGCCUUCUGCUAUGCGGCUGUCUCAAAAGCGCAUGCAAGUUCUGCGAGCGAGGAUUAGCUAUUGCGCCGGAUAACCAGGAGCUUCUAAACACGCGGGGUUACAUUCGAACCGUCGCCGAGCGCCGAACCCGCAAGCCAAUCACCGGCGUGAACGACCUGCCGGACUGGGGCAUGGUGCGUAGGGAGGUUUAUCCGUGGAAUUCCUACGAACCCGAUCGAUUUUCUGACGAGUCUUUGGCUGUCCUUAAUAACCAGCUUGCCAAUAUAGCACCAAAAUGCACCGUCAAGGUGGCCCAGUUGCCCGUAUUACUUGGAUGUCCGAGCAAUACUGAUGAUUACGAUGUGAUUCCGACAUGUAGCCAGCUUGGCCUAUUCGCCCGAGAGGAUAUCGCGCCGGGAGAAGAUGUCCUGGUAGAAUACUCACUCGUGACAGCGAAUAAUCGACUAAAGGAACCUGUGUGUGAUGCUUGUAGCGGCGAACUUCCGCCGUUAGCAAGCGGGUCUCCCGCUGUCAACUGCCCAGAAUGUUACGAUACCGUGUUUUGUACGCAGUACUGCUUCGAUAAGGCCCAGGAACUUUACCAUCCAGCUGUUUGUGAAAAGGAUGUGGAUUCGAUCGCCAAAGACGCCGAUGCGAAGGAAGCUGACGAGGCACUUCAUCUUUUACUGCUCGCGCGGGUUAUAGCUAUGGCAGCUCAUCAAGAAAUACACCCGCUUGAGGUCAGCCAGGUCAAGCAUAUUUGGGGAGAUUUUGUCUCCUCGCAAACUAACGAGAUUGAUCUAUCGCCUAAGGCCGGACCGCCUCCGGAGUGGACGCUGCCUUUUUCUUUUACUUACAACAUCGAGACGCCCCUCCACAUCCUCGAGAAGAUGGACAUUGAUAUCUACGCCACUCUUUCCAACUAUGAUACAUGGGUGUUUAAUACACUUUACAGCAAGUUUCGCGGUACUGCGUCAGCUCGCCAAAACCCGAGAGAUGGACGACCUGAUGUCGCCGCUGUUCAUCCUUUCUGGUGCCUUGCCAACCACGACUGCGACCCUAAUGUUAGUUGGGAAUGGGGUGGCCGAAUGGUCUUGACGGCGCGCGAGAAGAGGGUGGUUGAUGGUGCACCAGGCGGCAUAAAAGCGGGAGAGGAGAUCCUCAAUCAUUAUUGCGAUGUCAAUCUACCCGUUCAACAGCGUAGGGAAUGGGCAAGCGGCAGCCUUGGUGGGUGGUGCAUGUGUCGUAGGUGCCGCAACGAAGCCGGCUCGAAAGACAAUUCCGCUGGAUAAUUAUUUUUAAAUACCCCUUUGAGCUUUCUAUGAGGCUGCCAACUUUAAACCAACACGAACACUGCGGCGAUGGGUUUGGUUCUUUCAUGAUUAUACACGUGUCAUGACUGCCAACCCGGC